This is a messenger RNA of Aaosphaeria arxii CBS 175.79, 465 nucleotides long. RefSeq lists its product as uncharacterized. The record is from RefSeq and is a predicted model, not a curated record. NCBI's taxonomy places the organism in Eukaryota, Fungi, Ascomycota, Dothideomycetes, Pleosporales. The transcript has 4 exons. Bases 1 to 465 code for a protein of 154 amino acids.
AUGCUGAAAUGGGAGAGAGAUCUGAGGGCUGGCGGGCAGGAUAAAGCCAUACAGAGGAUGAAUGUACAGCGUGGAAGACACGAGGCGAUCAUAAACGAUCAGAGACGAUCAGGGCAAUCAAAGAGGCAGAGCAAAGAUGACCAAAGAGAUGCAAUAGAGGAGCAAGAGGCAGAUAUCGACCCUGCACGUAACCCGCACUUGUCCCUGAAUGUGGCGUCCCCUGGCGUCGUAUGGUGGUCGUUUGGCGGACAGGUGGACUGGGCGACACUGGGCGGGCGGCUCUUGAUUCGACUGAUACAACUGCACUCGUACUGGGUGUGUAGGAGACACAGAAAGACGAGAGGGAGGAGGCAUGGAUCAUGGGGCGAGGGCUCGCUGGGACGUGCCAUCCAUGUUCCAAUGACCAAGUCCAUAUCUGCACAGCAGACUAUCCAUAUGUUGAGGGAUAAUUUGAUAGAAUCUUGA